Molecule: messenger RNA, 498 nt
Organism: Leishmania braziliensis MHOM/BR/75/M2904
Lineage: Eukaryota; Euglenozoa; Kinetoplastea; Trypanosomatida; Trypanosomatidae
Exons: 1
Coding region: 1-498 (165 amino acids)
Source: RefSeq, a predicted model, not a curated record
AUGACCCCAUCCACCUCCUUAGACGGUCCUUCAGGGCAAGCGAAAGCGGAAGCUCAACUUCCGGCAGACUAUCAGUACCGCCUCGACGACUGCGAAAUGGCUCUGGCCCGCCAUCGCUUGAUCCGCGAUGGGCUGAAACGAGGCCUCCUAUGGUCAUACGCUAGCGUUGUCUUCGAUAGCUCACUCGUCUUUCUGGGUGGCUUCUUUGGGUGGCAGCGCUACCGUAUUGCCGACGCCCAGACGUCAUUCCUGCGUGGCCUCACCGUCAACCCGCUCAUCCGGCGCGUCUUUACGCCCAUACCGCUCCUUUCCAUGCUGGUAGCCAUGCUUGGUGUUUUCUGUCUUCCAGUUGAUCUUGCGGCGAUCAGCGUAGCACAGGAGCGCAUUCUUCUACAGGAGCGGGCAAUUGAAAACGGCAACCUCAUCCGACAGGAUAUUAUUUGUGAAGGCACGAAAGGCGUUGCCGCCUCACUAGCAGCAGAAGUGCCUAUUCAGUAA